AUGGCUCAGCAGUGGCUCUGUCUCUUCCUCUGCCUCCAAGUUGCAGGUUUCUGUACAUGCCUAUUUCUGUCUCAGACUCCAGGACAUAUUUUAGCCCAAACUAAAACCAGAACAGAAAUCACCUGCCACGUGAAAAAAGAUCAGUACGGAGGGGUGUACUGGUACCGAUGGAAUGAGGAGAGACAGCUUUUCCAGUUCUUGGUGUUUAUAAACUCUCUGGGCAAAGCCACCUAUGGCAGGAACGUCAGCAGCGAGAAGUUCCAGGUCCAUGGAGGACGUUCUCCCAACUCUCACAGUCUGCAGAUCCAGCAGCUCCAGGCUUCCGACAACGGCACCUAUUACUGCACCAUCUCCCAGUCCUCGGAGCUCCUCCUCGGCACCAGGACAAGGCUCGGUGUGGUUGAAGUUUUGCCUCUGCCGCCAGUGCCCACUCGAGCAGCCCCCUCGAGGAAGCCCCGGCGAUGCGUCCCCAGGAGCAGACCUGUGCCCAGGACAGGUCUCUGCAGCCCCUUCGUGUGGGUCCCGCUGGCCGCGUGCGCCCCCACCCUGCUGCUCUGCCUGUCCCCCGCCGUCCACCGCUCCCCCCGGCUGCGGAGGAGGCUGUGGCUCCGCAUCCACAGGCUCUGGAACGGGCACGUCCCUCAGAAACGGCAGAUAACGGUGCUGCAGCCCGUUGUGCCGGCGGCCCCGGGGCCGCUCGGGGCCGGCUGCUCCCAGGGUGGCCCGGCUCCCCCUGGCUUGAAGCUCUCCCUCCCGCAGGCCAGGAUCGGCCCUGGGACAAGGACGGAGCAGGGGGUGCCCUGGGUCCGGGGACAGUCACGCUCCCAGGGG
Molecule: messenger RNA, 831 nt
Organism: Tinamus guttatus (white-throated tinamou)
Lineage: Eukaryota; Metazoa; Chordata; Aves; Tinamiformes; Tinamidae
Source: RefSeq, a predicted model, not a curated record